GCUCUCUCUCUCUCUUCUCGCCAUGGACUCCAUAUAUAAAACGAGAACCCAGAGCGCAACCGGCUCGUCGUCUCUGCCAAGUGUUCGUCCACGGGCUUCGCUCCCGCGCACGAAGUCAUCGGUUCCAGAUCGUCUCCGCCCCGCGGAAUGAGGUUCCUGUUCGAGCUCGUCCCGUGCUGCGGGUCGCCCCGCAAGGAGGGGGAGCGGAUCCGGGCGGUGGCGCCGCCGGCGGAGGCGGCCCCCCCGGAGGGCGAGCAGGGGGAGAGGCGGAGGUGGACGGGGCGGAGGAGGAAGAGGAGGAGGGGGGCGGCUGCGGCUGCGGCGGAGGAGUGGAAGCCGUCGCUGUGCGCGAUAUCGGAGGACGUGGUGGCGGUGACGGUGGAGAGAGUCGGAGGAGGUGGAGGCGGAGGAGGGGCGGGGGAGAGGAGGAAGAAGGCGGCGGCGGAUCCGGCUCCGGAGGCGGAGCGGUCCGCCACCUCGCGGAAGAGGAGCGGGGGGACGUACGCGAGGGUCCACGACCGGGUCUUCAACGGCGACGAGUACGAUCACAGGAGGGCUUCCUUCCAGGCGGUCAUUCCAGCUUUCUCUCCGGCUCCAUUCAUGUUCUGAAGCGUUCUUGGUGUACAGAGCGAAUCACUAGAGUCAGUUUCUAAGUAUGGGUGGUGGGAAUGGAGGCCAAAAGAGUAGAUUUUGCUUUGUAUAUACGACCGUUGUGUCCUCCCUUUCUUAUGUAAGAAAGAAUAUAUUAUAUUUGUCUAUUUUUGGCAUGCAUUUGUACA
Syzygium oleosum is the source of this 779-nucleotide messenger RNA. RefSeq lists its product as uncharacterized. Bases 148 to 609 code for a protein of 153 amino acids. The record is from RefSeq and is a predicted model, not a curated record. Lineage: Eukaryota; Viridiplantae; Streptophyta; Magnoliopsida; Myrtales; Myrtaceae. The transcript is spliced from 2 exons.